Colletotrichum paranaense is the source of this 198-nucleotide messenger RNA. RefSeq lists its product as uncharacterized. The record is from RefSeq and is a predicted model, not a curated record. Bases 1 to 198 code for a protein of 65 amino acids. NCBI's taxonomy places the organism in Eukaryota, Fungi, Ascomycota, Sordariomycetes, Glomerellales, Glomerellaceae. The transcript has a single exon.
AUGCAGGCAUUUCAAUAUCACUCGCUGUCGGCUCGUCUCUCCGUACUGGAAGAUUUGUUCGGGAGUACACAAACAGAAUCGAGGCCAAUACAACUUGGCCAAAAAGUGGUUCAAACACCGAACCGUUGCGGGCUUAACCCAAUCGGCCACUUUGAUGACCGAUCACAGCUUCAUGCGUCGUCAAGCCUCUUCCUUUGA